This is a messenger RNA of Priapulus caudatus, 936 nucleotides long. RefSeq names its product parkin coregulated gene protein homolog. Gene Ontology annotation, molecular function: Hsp90 protein binding; Hsp70 protein binding. NCBI's taxonomy places the organism in Eukaryota, Metazoa, Priapulida, Priapulimorpha, Priapulimorphida, Priapulidae. The coding region runs from base 1 to 717 and encodes 238 amino acids. The record is from RefSeq and is a predicted model, not a curated record. The transcript is spliced from 5 exons.
AUGCCAACGUCUUCGGCAGCGAUGCAGAUGAGGGACACUCAAAAAUCAUUAAAAGCGGUCCCGUUUUCUGCUAAAUCAAUCAUGAAUAACGUUGAGACAGGUAGCCCACCAAGAGCAGGUGCCUUUAAGGAGAGGCCACUUAUGAAACCUACAGCUUUCAGAAAGUUCUAUGAAAGAGGAGAUUUUCCAAUUGCUCUUGAGCAUGACACAAAAGGGAACAAAAUUGCAUGGAAGAUAGAGAUAGAGAAGCUUGACUUUCAUCACUACCUACCAUUGUUCUUCGAUGGGCUGUGUGAGACAACACACCCCUAUGAGUUCUUUGCCAGGCAAGGUGUGCAUGACAUGCUUGAACAUGGAGGCUCCAAGAUUCUUCCUGUUAUCCCACAGCUCAUCAUCCCUAUCAAGAAUGCACUAAACACACGGAAUCACCAAGUGGUAUGCACAACACUGAAGGUCCUACAGCAUCUUGUGGUGUCGGGUGAGAUGGUGGGAGAAGCUCUCGUGCCCUACUACAGGCAGAUUCUCCCCAUACUCAAUAUUUUCAAGAACAAAAACUUGAAUUCAGGCGAUGGCAUUGACUAUAGCCAGCAGAAGCGUGAGAACGUUGGCGAUCUGAUCCAGGAAACACUAGAGGCAUUUGAGCGGCAUGGAGGUGAUGAUGCCUUUAUCAACAUCAAGUACAUGGUUCCCACAUACGAAUCAUGCUUGCUGAACUGAUUUUAGAAGGAGUCAAAAUGGGAGUAAGAGGUGUGAUUCGUGUAAAUACAGGAUGGUUGGAGGGAAGGGGUGGGAUGGUGAGAUAGGUUGGAAGAGAGCCAGCCGCAGAGGGUAGGGUAGCCAAGAGGAAGAGGAUUUAGGUAAGAGAAAGCCGUGUAUGUGUGUGUGUGUGUGUGUGUGUGUGUGCGUGCAUGUGUGCGUGCGUGCGUGUGUGUGAGA